Epinephelus lanceolatus (giant grouper) is the source of this 1260-nucleotide messenger RNA. It is a transcript of the gene ubtd1a, whose product is annotated as ubiquitin domain containing 1a. The record is from RefSeq and is a predicted model, not a curated record. Gene Ontology annotation, molecular function: protein binding. NCBI's taxonomy places the organism in Eukaryota, Metazoa, Chordata, Actinopteri, Perciformes, Serranidae.
CUGUUGUGGGUAGUUCGCAGAAGUAGCUUCUCCUUCAGACUGUAAUAGUCUGACAAGGGUUUAUUGUCUGCUAAUAGGUUUAGCAUGUUGCCUUUGAGUAUUUCUAUCCUGCCUCUAAAUAGAGCUGAUAGGAUUAGGCCUCUUGUGUAAAGAAGCCACCUUCUACCUAGGACACUGAGUUUACUCUCUCCUCAUUUUGAACCUCAUUCCAUGAACUGAUCCUGUGGUAUUUUGGGUUUGCGAGGUAUUUUCAGUCAGAAGGGAUAUAAGUGGAGGGAGUGUUGUCAUUUUUAAGCAACUGGGGAAGUGUUACGAUGGUUCACUGAGCUCCGAAUCUCAGUCUGCACAUCGCGGCAAACUAGAUCAGGUGAUUGUAUCGACAGUUGGGCGGUGUGUUGAAGCAAGCUGGUUGGACACGACUGGACUGUCCUCUUCUUCAGGGUUGGUGUCUGUAGGUCAUUAAUGCAGACUUUUAACUGACUCACAUCAAACCUCAGAGUAAGAGCAGCUAUGGGAGUACCAAACUCAAGGGAGUACACCUACUAUCAUGGCCCAAACACACCCUUGAGGAUCUUGCUGAAAAGACGCAAUGAGCCCCUGAAGAAGGAGCGUCCAAAGUGGAAGAGCGAGUACCCGAUGACGGAGGGCCAGUUGAGGAGUAAGAGGGAUGAGUUUUGGGACACAGCUCCUGCCUUUGAUGGACGGAAAGAGAUCUGGGACGCACUCAGAGCAGCAGCCCUGGCUGCGGAGUGCAAUGACCUGGAGCUAGCGCAGGCUAUAGUGGAUGGAGCCUGCAUCACCCUGCCACAAGGCUCCCUCACAGAGAGUUAUGAUGAACUGGGCAACCGCUACCAGCUCCCAGCUUACACUUUAGCCCCACCUGUCAACCUCAUCUCUGAAACGUCCUCUGAGAGCAAAGUCUCUGACUCCACACAAAAACAAGCUCAACCUCCUCCAUGCAGACAAGAGUUCCAGCUGCGGGUACGAUUGUCAACAGGAAAGGAUGUGCGUCUGACAGCCAGCAUGGCGGACUCCAUCGCCGAGCUAAAGAAACAAUUGGAAGAACAGGAGGAAAUUGACGUGACUCGCCAGAGGUGGUUCUUUUCCGGGAAGCUCCUGACUGACAAGACUCGUCUUCAAGACGCCAAGAUCCAGAAGGACUUUGUCGUCCAAGUGAUUGUUAAUACGAACCCUACGGUCAUAGCUAACUGAGGGGUGAGACAGGCGGCUAUGAAGAGAAGAAAAUAUAAAGGACGUGCC